AGCUUUUUCGCCACAAUUUUUAUGACGUCACGCCACCCUCAGCUUUGCUUUACAUUUGAAGCUUAGAGCAGCACGGGGUAAACUUUUCUCGCGAAACAUUACAAAAACAGCGCGUGUUCUGUGCUAAAUGGCUCAGAUGAGGGCUGAAGGGACUGAACACGGUUCUCAGUCUGAAUCCAAACAAAGCGACUCUUGGACCAGCUUGAAGGGACAAGCCGCGGAAGACCCCAAACGGGAACCGGGUGUCAACAACGAGGACAAACCAGCCGAGGACUGCGGCAGUUGUACGGCAGUGGGGCCCGGGCACAACCCGCCGCCCUUUUCCGACAUGGACGGGGAAGGUACGUCGCCUCACAGCAAGCCGGGCAACAACGAUGUUGAAGGUGGCUUUAAACUCGGCGAACCUGGAGAAAGCCCUGCGCAGGGUAGUCUAGCGAGCAGCACAGACUCCGCACAAGAGGGCUCGCAAGUGCUGAAAGCAGAACAAAGAGAAGCGGAGAACGUGUGCAGCUCAGCGCCUCGCGGCUGCACAAAGCCCGCGGGAAAGGCCGAACACGCGGCCAGGAGGUGGGUCGGCGUGGAGUUGAACUCCGUUGAAGGAGAACCGCUCAGCCGCAUGGACUCUGAGGACAGUUUCUGCUCCACCCUGAUGGACAUAGAGAGCACUGCGUCCAGCGGUCGUUCCACUCCUGCCAUGCUCAAUGGUCACAGUGGGGGGGCAGCGGCAGUAGCAGGCUCUGGACCUGCUGUGAGCAAAUCUCUGAACUACACCUGCUGCUGGGAUGACUGCCAGCUGCUGUUUUCCAGCAGCCCUGACCUGGCUGAACACAUCCGAGCCAUGCAUGUGGACGGACAGAGAGGAGGGGUGUUUGUGUGCCUGUGGAAGAACUGCAAGGUGUACAACACUCCGUCCACCAGUCAGAGCUGGCUGCAGAGACACAUGCUGACCCACAGCGGAGACAAGCCCUUCAAGUGUGUGGUUGGUGGCUGCAAUGCCACUUUUGCCUCACAGGGGGGGCUGGCACGCCACGUCCCCACCCACUUUAGUUCCCAAGGUUCUUCCAAAACAUCCAGUCAGGGCAAAGUGAAGGAGGAAUCUCCAUCCAAGGCUGGUCUGAUCAAGAGGAGGAAACUCAGGAACAAAUAUAGACGCUCACUGCCUCGACCUCAUGACUUCUUUGAUGCACAAACCAUGGAGGCCAUCCGGCAUCGAGCCAUAUGUCUCAACCUGGCAACACACAUUGAGAGCCAGGGCAACGGACACAGUGUGGUCUUCCACAGCACGGUGAUAGCCAGGAGAAAAGAGGAUUCUGGGAAAGUGAAGGUGCUGCUACACUGGACACCUGAAGACAUACUGCCUGACGUGUGGGUGAAUGAGAGCGACAGACUGCAGCUGAAGACCAAGGUGGUUCAUCUGUCCAAGCUGCCGACGGACACAGCUGUCCUCCUGGCCCCCAACAUUUACAGGAUGUUCUUCUGAUGAAUUCAACUUUGCUGAAAUACCAGGGGAAGACAUUUCUGCUCAGCUCCAUGUGAAGUUUCCUCUUCUUCAUCCAGGAGGAUUUUAGGAAUUUAGUAACUUGUCUCCUUGGCUUUUUUUGGCCACCAGUAUUAUUAGGUGCAGUUUGUAGAAAGCAUGUUGCUUGUUUUAGGUAACACAGCUAGAGUGAAAAACAAAUGGACUGCAUCUGUAGAGAGAGGCAGUUGUAAAUAUAUAAGAUUUGUAAUAUAUUUUUAUACACUUUUCGUACUCCCAUGUAGCUGAUGCAGACCUUUUUAAUAAAAGUCUCAAAAUGAGCUCAUGUUUACAUUCAAACA
Messenger RNA from Gambusia affinis (western mosquitofish), 1818 nucleotides. RefSeq names its product AE binding protein 2 (gene aebp2). The transcript is spliced from 8 exons. Gene Ontology annotation, biological process: regulation of transcription by RNA polymerase II. Gene Ontology annotation, cellular component: ESC/E(Z) complex. NCBI's taxonomy places the organism in Eukaryota, Metazoa, Chordata, Actinopteri, Cyprinodontiformes, Poeciliidae. Bases 128 to 1480 code for a protein of 450 amino acids. The record is from RefSeq and is a predicted model, not a curated record.